This is a messenger RNA of Cryptotermes secundus, 6191 nucleotides long. RefSeq names its product centaurin-gamma-1A (gene CenG1A). The transcript is spliced from 16 exons. Gene Ontology annotation, molecular function: protein binding; GTPase activator activity; GTP binding. NCBI's taxonomy places the organism in Eukaryota, Metazoa, Arthropoda, Insecta, Blattodea, Kalotermitidae. Gene Ontology annotation, cellular component: nucleus. The record is from RefSeq and is a predicted model, not a curated record. Bases 711 to 3515 code for a protein of 934 amino acids.
CUGUUGCAGGUUGCAUGCAGUACGGUCCAGUUCUACCGAACGCGCAGUGAGCACGUGGUGGAAGUCUGUUCUGCUCAGUGGUAGUGUGUGUGUGUGUGUGUGAGUUACCUGUUGGUUUCAGCUUAUCACUCAUAGACCAGCAGAUUGAUAACGUGUGUCGCAAGAACGUCUGAUGAGGGAAUGUUCUUGUGUCCUGUGACGAUAAACGCUGGGAUAUCCAGUUGUUAGGAAUUGCAAAAUCCAGAGUUAUUUUCGUGCCGUUGCCUAUAGGGACAUAGAAAUAAUUUAAUUUUUUUUAUGUAUUUCAAACGGUUUAUAUAUGACAAUAAUAACAUAAUAUAUUGUGAUUUUAAUGUGACUGAUUGACGCGGUAAUCAUAUACAAUUAAAGAGUAGCUGUAAAGAACGUUAUUUUUAAUUAGUGUUUUCGAUCUGUUUGCAAUUAGUGUCACUUUCCUUCAGGAAAAGGUUUUCAGUAUCCUUCGUGUUACUGUGCAUUUUCUUUGCAACAUUUUUCCAUUCGUGAUUAUAAGAUUAAUGUGAUUCGAGUAUCAUCCGUUGUGAUAUCGGGCUUGUUUCGGUUGUACGCUGAUAGUGUCGUAGCGAGGAGCUUUGUGGCUCCUCCGCCGUUACAUCAGGCUGCACGUGGUAAGCAAAUGGUGGCCGGAUCGUAAAGGGGCCUGUAGUGACAAGAGCGAGGUCCCUUGUGCCAUGAAGCUGCCGGUUGCAGAAUCGUUCCUACGGUCCAUCAAGAGGAGAUCUCUUCGGGUCAAAAGGUCCAAGUCUCUCGUCAUUGAGGAGAAAAGGAAGUCCGAUUCCUUUGUGAACAGCCAGGAAUGGACUUUGAGCCGCGGCGUACCGGACCUCAGACUGGGGAUUGUGGGUUCGUUAUCGUCCGGCAAGUCUGCGCUUGUGCAUCGCUACUUGACUGGCUCAUACAUGCAGGAGGAGUCACCUGAGGGCGGUCGCUUCAAGAAGGAAAUUGUGGUUGACGGCCAGAGUUACUUGCUGCUGAUCCGGGACGAGGGUGGGCCCCCGGAGCUGCAGUUCACGGCUUGGGUGGACGCAGUCAUUUUUGUCUUCAGUCUGGAGAACGAGGCCAGUUUCAACGCCAUUUAUACUUACUACACGAAGAUGGCGCACUUCCGCAACUCCGCCGAGAUUCCGCUUAUUCUUGUGGGGACGCAAGAUGCUAUUAGCGAAAACAACCCUCGUCUCAUUGAUGACUCGAGGGCAAGAAAAUUGGCCACUGAUCUGAAGCGUUGCUCGUACUACGAAACAUGUGCCACUUAUGGCCUCAAUGUAGAGAGAGUCUUCCAGGAUGCGUGUCAGAAAAUUGUACAACAGAGGUUAUCAACCUCAACGUCAUGCCUAACGCCAACAAACUCACGGCCAUCAACACCCAAUAAUCAUUUCUCUGCAGUGGUAGGAGGUGCAUCAAGGCACCAUCAGCCAGCACCAUCUCCUACCAACAAUGGGUUCCUUGGCAGUGGUACUACAACAACCACCAGUAGUUCAUCUCCCCAUACAUCAGGUGGUUCUCCUGCCAGCAAUGUUAUGGUGGGAAAUGCAUCACCCAGUCACACACAAACACUCAGUCACAAGGAAGCCUCUAGUUUGAGCGGUGGCCGCCAGGUUCACACGUUGUCAUCUUCCAAUCAUCACAUACACCGACACCAGCAGGACACAAACAAAUUGGACUCCACAGACAAAUGGGGAAGCAAUACUCACGUUUCUGGUACAACUCCAUCUUCUGGAGCUGCCAUCGACAACAAUAAUGUUCUGACUAAAUUCGUCCCACCUCAGAACUUUGACAACUUGCCCCCACCUCAGCCUCCAGGCUCCAAAGAUAAGGACCUCCCCACACCGAGCUCCACACCGACAACUUCUAGGAAAAGCCGCAGAAGAUCAAACCUGUUCACACCAUCAAAGAAAGGAGAUGAUAAAAUGAAGAACGGGGAGUUGGGCAGUGGCCGAGCGAUACCCAUCAAACAGGGCUACCUCUACAAGCGGAGCAGCAAGGCUCUCAACAAGGACUGGAAGAAGAAAUAUGUGACUCUCUGUGACGAUGGUCGCCUCACAUACCAUCCCAGUCUGCACGACUAUAUGGACGAUGUUCAUGGGAAGGAGAUUUCGCUGCAGUAUGUGACAGUGAAGGUGCCUGGACAAAAACCCCGUGGUUCGAAGUCUAUCAUGGGUGGUGCGACGGCUGGUAACAAUGGUAUAAGUGAUGGCCUCGCAAGUCUCACCAUCACAAGUUUCCAGGGCAAGGAGAAACGGGUUACAGACAAAGUCCUGCUUACAGCAUUUGAACUUCUAAAAGACUCGGGAGCUCGAGUAAUUCAGGCUCCAAGUAAUGAGGAUGCAAUGAUUAUCUCAAACAACACCAUUUCUUCGUCGCUGUUGAAUGGGACAGAUGGCAAGAUAGAAACACCUAAUGUUAAGAAACGGCACAGACGAAUGAAGAGCAGUGGUAUGAAGAACACAGAGUGUGACGAUUCUGAUGGCUAUGAGUUUUUCAUUGUCUCUCUUGAUAACAAACAGUGGCACUUUGAAGCUGGGAACUCAGAGGAGAGGGACGAAUGGGUAUCAGCCAUUGAACAACAGAUAUUGAACUCUUUACAGGCAAAUGAGAGCAGCAAGGCCAAGUCGAGGCUCAACAGCUCUGUGGAUACAGGUUCGAUCCAAGCUAUCCGGUCACGAGUGCCUGGCAACUCGCACUGUGCCGACUGUGAUGCCGCAAAUCCUGACUGGGCAAGUCUUAACUUGGGCGUGCUCAUGUGUAUCGAGUGUUCGGGUAUUCAUCGUAACUUGGGGUCUCACAUAUCCAGGGUUCGAUCUCUUGAUCUGGAUGAAUGGCCGCCUGGCCACCUAAGUGUGAUGCUGUCUAUUGGCAACAGUCUUGCCAACAGUGUAUGGGAGUGCAACUCUCAUGGGCGUGCCAAACCAACACCUAAUUCAAGCCGUGAAGAGAAAGAACGAUGGAUCAGAUCGAAGUAUGAGAGCAAGGAGUUCCUAGCCCCAGUAAUGCAGGGAGUUCCACUGGGCCAGCAGCUAGUUGAUGCAGUAUGCAGGUCAGAUAUGAAGAGUAUAGUCCUGCUUCUGGCACAUGCGACUAUGGAGCAUGUCAGCAGCUGUGUGAGUGUACGUGACUUGCGCACACCUCUUCAUUUAGCAUGUGCUAUGGGUAACCUUCCUGUAGCUCAGCUUCUUAUAUGGCACAACGCCAAUGUGAAGGCCAUAGACCAUGAAGGGCGGACAUGUCUUGCAUAUGCUAGGGCAGCCAGUAGCCUGGCACUCAGCAAAUCCUCGGCGGGAGGUGGUGGCAGCAGUGGAGGGCCUUGUGCGGAGCUUAAUGCUGCAGCCACUUCUAGUCUUGUGGAACUUUUGCUAGCCAAUGGCUGUCCAGAAGUAACAAGUGGUACCCUUCCUCGCAGGAGAGGUAGUGUUGGGCGUCGGAGUGGUGGCGAUGGCUCUGUGCCCCCUUUUGACAAACUUCCUUCCAGUGUCAUCUAGGGCCUGGGAAAGGGCAGUCAGACACUGCCCAGGAGAAGUUCUGCAGUUACCCAACAAAAGGAGUCAGUAUCCACUGUUGUAUAGGGAGGAAUGCUUCCUAGUGUCAUGUAAUGGCAGGAAAUUUCUGAGGAGAAAACCUGCCAAGUCUCAUUAAGCGAAAGUACACGAUCAUCAUUAAGGGAUGGAACAACUCCACAGCUCCUGUUAUUUUAAAAAUAAUUCAGCAUCAGGUACAAACACAGAAAGUGGAAAGGAAAUUUCUGAGGAGAAAAUCUGCCAAGUCUCUUUAAGCGAAACUACACGAUCAUCAUUAAGGGAUGAAACAACUCAACAUCUGUUAUUUCAAAAAUAAUUCUGCAUCAGGUACAAAUACAGAAAGUGGAAAGGAAUAAGCCUGUGCUGAUAUUUUUCUUAAAGCCGCCAACAACAGACAGGUCUGUCAGCCUGUAAGAGCAGGGCAAAUAUCAGUUUUUGAGGGGACAAGACAGCUCCGUUUCCUGCUGUCCUUUGUUAUUGUUUUGGAACUGAAAACUGUUAUGACCAAUGCAGUAAAUAUUUCACAUGUAAAAGUGUCAGCAUGAAAGAAUUAAUGCCGAUAUAUUUGGCUCCUGUGUCAUGACCUUGCAGUGGGAACUUACUGUUUACAGUGGAGGGAGGGAAAUUUGGCGCGUUCUUGAUGAUGUGAUACCAGAUGCAAUAGAAGUAGAACAGGGCUGUCCUUUUAUGAUUUACAGGAUAAGUUAGAAAAAGAUCUGGAAUAGUUCCUGUCAGGCCAGUUCUCUUAAUGCUUUCUAUGUUCUCCAUGGUUUAUAGGUUAUUCACAUGUUCAGUACAUGUCUAAAUUUAUGUUGAGAUGAUGAUUCUUGUGGAUUUUAUAGUUGAAAUUCUUCCUGUUCUAGUCUACAUACUUUAAAUUCUUUUUUUAAUUUAGAUUUUACAAUGAACGAUUUCUUUUUAUGGUUAUAUGGUAGCUAUAUGAGAUUUUGUUCAUUGCUGUAUGACUUCACAAAACUAGUAUUCACAUCCACAGCUAUUAAAGUAAUAAGCUCACCUUCAGGAUGUAAGUUCAAGCAAGGAAUGUAGUUUGCACCUGUCACUUUGUAUUACAUUUAAUUUUGAUGCUGUUCAUUUAUAAAUUUCCUUUGCCUCACACUGGGAUGUUCACCGUUUUUUUGGUAGUAAUUAUAUUUGGUCCACAGCACAGCAUCUUCAUCAGACUUGGUAUCAUUGUCAUGUGAUAUAAAAAUUAUAAAAGUAUCACAAAUUUUGCAAUGAUACGAUUCCUGAGUUUACAUCUUAUUGCUGUGUGUUCAGCAGGAAUUCGUAGCCAAUUUUAUUUAAUUUAUUUCAUAACCAGAAAAUCCAUAUGGCAUACAUUAUCAAAUUAAUUGCUCAAAAUAUCCAGAGGUAUGUGUCUACGUCAUUACGAAAUCAGACUUAAUGAAAUAGGAAAGCAAUCGUGAUCAUGUCAAAGAAGAAAACUUGCCAGUCAAGUCAUGCAAUUUAAAUUGUGUUUGCCACAGUCCAAAGGAAUGUGUAAAUAAAUCCUAAAGAUAAGGAACUGUGUUGUUAUAAGUGACUCAAGGAGUCCCACAAAAAAUAUAACCAUGUUCUUAUUUUUGCUACCUCUGUUCAUCAUCACAUCUUGUUCUUGAAGUCAGAAACACCCUUUCUUCACAGAAAUGAAACCCCUAAAAUAUUUUGUAAUUCAGACUUUGAAAGAAAAUUAAUAUUAAUGCUUAAUCUUUAUUGCACAUAGCAUAAGGGAGAACAUAGUGUUCUUGAGAAGAGGUAUCAUUGUAUGUGUCCAAGUCACUAACAGGAGAAACAAAUGGUAGACUGAACCAUAAUAUAACUUCCAUGGGACAUGUUUGAGGAUAAAGACUUCUUUCUUCUUGGGUAUGUCACUGUAUAGUCCAUUGAGAGUUGACUUUCAUCACACUAUGCAGCAUUAAAUUAGAGAAGAUCUAACUCUUCAUAGUCCCCCAUACCCAGCUUGUUGGAAGAUACCAUGUUAGUUGUUACAAAACUUAAGGAAGGGAAGAGAACGAUUUCUUUAGUAAUCAUGUGUAAAAAUAUUGUAUAUAAAUGCAGACCUGAUCUGAAGGAAUUUCUUCAAAUGUUAACUCUCCAAACUUUUGUUAUUUUGUUUCCUAAUUUGUUCCGACAGUGUACAUUUAUGCCAACCUCUCACAUCCUGUAUUCUGUAUAUAUGUAUUUCGUUUGUCAUUCUCCCUUUAGUGACCGCGUGCUACCAGAGCCGUGCAGAGACACCGUGGGUUGUCAGGGAGCAAGUAUUAUGUGUAGUCAUAUUUUGUAAAUAAGGAGUGUUUCUGAUUUGUUGGGACAGGGCCCUUUCUUCAUAGAUAUUUGCCAGCAUAAAUUCUGUUCUGAUAAGCAUUCAGAGUUUGGUCAAGUUAGUGACCAGUGAAACUGGUAGUUCAUUUCUGAAUGUAUCUGUUUGCUUUAUAGUGAGUGAAGGCUAUGACUGGAGAUCAUUAAUUCUGCCUCCAAAGUUUGUGUUACUUUAGGUUGCAUUGUGAAACUACUGAAGAGCAACUGACUUGGUAAACCUAUCUAAGGCAUGAUUUGGGUUUAAUGUUUUCUUGCUGUAAUUGUAAAUAGUUCUGUAAAAUUUAUGUAAUGUAUUUAAGAAGAUUUAUUUAAAAUGUUAAA